AUGGUGCAUCCCUUGGUUGAUAGAGCCACAAGCGAUAUGCUUAUUGGUCCUGAUUGGGCAAUGAACCUCGAGAUAUGCGACAUGCUUAAUCAUGAGCCUGGGCAAACGAGAGAGGUUGUGAGUGGUAUAAAGAAAAGGCUUAGUAGUAGGACUUCCAAUGUUCAGCUCUUGGCUCUUACUUUGCUAGAGACAAUAAUAAACAAUUGUGGGGAACUUACUCAUAUGCAAGUUGCAGAGAAGGAUAUUCUUCAGAAGAUGGUGAAGAUGGUCAAAAAGAAGCCUAACAUCCAUGUGAAGGAGAAGAUAUUGAUACUUAUAGAUACUUGGCAAGAGAGCUUUUCAGGUCCACAAGGAAGACAUCCACAAUAUUAUGCAGCUUACCAAGAAUUGUUGCGUGCAGGAAUUGUAUUCCCUCAAAGACCUCCAACCACAGUCAGUUCAAGACAAACUGGUCCUUCGACAACGUAUUCUCAGAAUUCUCGUAACGCUAGACAAGAAGCUACUGAUACUUCAACAGAGUCGGAAUUUCCAACUUUGAGUUUGACAGAAAUUCAAAAUGCAAGAGGAAUCAUGGAUGUCUUAGCUGAAAUGUUGAACGCAAUUGAUGGAAACAACAAAGAGGGACUUAAGCAAGAGGUUAUUGUAGAUCUUGUUAGCCAAUGUCGCACCUAUAAACAAAGAGUAGUACACCUUGUAAACUCUACAUCAGAUGAAUCGUUGCUUUGCCAAGGCCUAGCCUUAAAUGACGAUUUGCAGCGAUUACUUGCGAAGCACGAAGCCAUCGGUUCUGGAAACAUGAUGAUAGAAAAGGAAGAAAAAUCUAAAAAAGAAGUUUCUAAAGACGCAACUCAGAUCAUAGAUGUUGGCUCAAGUGAAACAAAAGAUGGUAGUGUUGUGGCUCCUACAACCAAUGGUCCAAAAAUAGAUCUUCUUAGUGGAGAUGACUUCGAGACACCGAAUGCAGAGAACUCACUGGCUCUUGUUCCUCUUGGACCUCCACAACCAACUAGUCCAGUAGCAACGCCAGAUAAUUCAAUCGUCUUAAUAGACAUGUUAUCAGAUAACAACUGCGAAAGCUCGACCCCAACUUCGAAUCCACAGUCGCAUCAUCAGAUGGUGCAACAACACUGCUCAAAUGGAUUUGGACCAGUCCAUCAAGAGCAAUCUUUUUAUGGACCAGCUGGGCCGUCAUCUGGUCCUGUCUGGAAUCUCCAAAUUACCCAACAGCCAUCAUCUCCUGCCUACGGAAACCAACCCUUUUCGCCUACCUUUAGCCCGCCCGCUUCUCCUCACUAUGGUGGACAAAACAACAAUGUUUUAGCACUACCUCCACCACCAUGGGAAGCUCAGUCUCCAAGCUCUAGCCCUCAAUACUCUCCUACUCAUCCGAUGCAAGUGACUCAAGUGGUCAUCACCACGCACACUCAUCAACCACUCGGUUACAAUCCUCAAGGUGGCUCUCCUCAUGCUACCAACAACAACAUGUUAAAUAUGUUCCUCCCUCCAAUGACAGGAGGCCACAUGCCACCCUUUGGCCACAACCCAAACAACCAUUAUAAUAAUCCUAAUACCAUGUACGGAGGCUACGGAGGACAACUUCAAGGCCAACCACAACAGUAUCUUGUAGAACAACAAAUGUACGGAAUGUCUCUUCAAGACAAUGGAGCCAACCAUACUAACCCCUACCAGGUUUCUUCUCAUCAUUCGGCUCUUAAUCAUUCACCAAUGGUGAAACCUAUGAACAAGAAACCAGAGGACAAGUUGUUUGGUGAUCUUGUUGAACUCUCCAAGUUCAAGAAACCCACUUCCGGACGAGCCGGUAGUAUGUAA
Eutrema salsugineum is the source of this 1830-nucleotide messenger RNA. Its product is annotated as TOM1-like protein 8. Gene Ontology annotation, biological process: protein transport to vacuole involved in ubiquitin-dependent protein catabolic process via the multivesicular body sorting pathway. Gene Ontology annotation, molecular function: ubiquitin binding; phosphatidylinositol binding. The transcript is spliced from 10 exons. Lineage: Eukaryota; Viridiplantae; Streptophyta; Magnoliopsida; Brassicales; Brassicaceae. The record is from RefSeq and is a predicted model, not a curated record. The coding region runs from base 1 to 1830 and encodes 609 amino acids.